ACAGUGAUCACACAUCACAUGACCAGCGGUGUAUACAAUCUGCUCGCAAACCAUACCUGCUUGCAUUAUAUUCGUGUCUGCUUGGCGCAGCUUAGGUUCCUUGUCCGUGUAUUGAUAUGCAGAUCCUGUUCAGCUGAGAUUGAAUUUUGAUCUAGAGGAUAUACAUAUUGAGAGAAUCAGGGAACACAAGACUGAGUUAAAAGAGCAACAUACGGUACAUGACAUAGAUCUAGACUAGAUCUUUAAUAUAUAGAUCUAUGCAAACACGAUUAUUAACAUGGGAUGUCACCUCGGCAUUGAUUAAAUUUUGGAGGAUUCAGGACAAUAUUCAAUCUUAACAACACCUUGAUUUGUUACUUAAAUUAAACUGAACAAACCACUGAUCUUCCAAGAUGAGCCGGAGCAGUAAGAGACUGUACGCUAACGGGCUGAAUGACUCGAUGGAUGCAUCGGGUUACGAGUCCAGCAACGACACUCAGUCCUUGUUGGGCAGUGUUACAGUACGGACUAACCCGUCACAAGUAGGAGAGACAUCGGUUCUUGGGGCGAUGUUCAUCGUCGUCAAUGCCUGCAUCGGGGCGGGGCUGCUGAAUUUCCCAUACGCAUACCAGUCUGCUGGAGGAAUUGCAGUCAGUGCCAUCAUUCAAGUGGUACUGGUCUGUAUAAUCGCAACCACCUUGCUGGUCCUAGCCCUGUGUUCUGACGUACGACAGUCCAGAUCUUAUCAAGGUGUCAUACAGGAGAUGUGUGGUUCCAAAGCAAGGUUUAUCUGUGAGCUGUGUAUCAUUGCUUACUGCUUCGGAACAUGCAUAACGUUCUUUAUCAUCAUAGGAGAUCAGAUGGAGGGAAUUUUAGCCUACAUCUGUGGAGGAACGGAGCAUUUGGUCCAUUGGUAUCAAGACAGACGCUUCACCAUAACGUGCUGGGGGAUACUCAUUGUACUACCACUAUGCAUGCCAAAGAAGGUAGACUUCCUCAAAUAUCCUGGGUCUGUUGGAGUACUAGCAUCGCUCUACAUCUGUAUUGUGGUUAUCAUCAAUUACUUUCAAUGGGCGAAGACCCCUAGUCCAGAUCUUGUUACUGAACCAUCAUCCUGGACUCAAGUCUUUGCUUCUAUACCCACCAUAUGCUUUGGAUUCCAGUGCCACGUUAGUAUAGUUCCAGUCUACUCCAGCCUCCACAAACGUUCCCUCCCUCGAUUCACCCGCGUCAUAAUCCCGGCUCUGCUGAUCAGCUGUACAGCCUACACCCUUUCUGGUAUAUUUGGGUCUCUAACGUUUGGCAGUGACGUCUGCUCGGAUAUCUUACUCUCGUAUCAUGGACAGAACAUCACGAUCAUGAUCGCUAGGGUCAUGGCAUUAGCCAACAUGCUCACAACGUACCCUAUUUUACACUUCUGCGGCAGAUUAGCCAUUGAGACCAUGUUACAAUCAGCUUUUAACAAGACAGACGAAGAAUGGGUCUUGAGAGAGAAACGUCGCAGGGUCAUCGAGACAGUGACCUGGUUUUGUAUCUCUCUACUACUGGCUCUCUUCAUUCCAGAUAUAGGGGUGGUCAUCUCCGUCAUCGGAGGGUUGGCUGCUGUAUUUAUAUUCGUCUUUCCAGGUCUAUGCCUGGUCCAGUUUGUCCUCCAGCACUCUGCCGCAUCCCGGAGAAAGAAAUGGUGUCUCAUUACGUUUGGAGGAUUCCUCCUGGCUCUGGGCGUCUUCAUCUUCUCUGAGAGUUUCGUCCUCGCUAUCAUGAACGACAUCUCGGGUGUCACCAAGAGCGGGUGCUGAGAGCUUUCCUGGUUUGUCCUGUAUUAACUCUUUACAUUCAACACAAAUGAUCUUCUUGUGCCACAUUGUAUCUAUCAUGGGAUAGAUAUUCCAGAGGCUUCAAGAUUUAUUAAACUGUUUCCAGUCCAAGAUUAAUCUACACCAGUGCUAAAAGGGUUGUCAGUGGUUCAGCAUAGAGUCAUAUUUUUCUGCUGUGAAUUACAUCUUUGUUAACUGACUGCCUGGAAUGAGAGGAUACAGUAGUUAAUGAGUUAAUAAUAAUCCAGUGUUGACUAUUGAGAGCUGCUGAGAACAAGUGAUUAAACUUAGAUUUAUGGUUUCCCAGUUGAACUACAUCACUGGUUAUAUCAAGAGUCGUCAAUAUUGGAUGUAGUGAGCUACGCAACUCUUUACUUUGGAGAAAGAUUUAUUAAUAUCUGCCAGAACUUCAAUAUCAGCCACUGAUCAUCUUCUUCUUCCAGUGCAAGUACAGUCCUCUGGGUAGAGUAUCUUCAUACUCUUAUGCAGUGCUGUGAACUAGUGUACCAUGGUGCAUUUUGUGAGGCUCAGAAAACAUUCUUUACAGGUCACUGAAGAUAUCCAUGUGGAAAAUGUCGGAUAAAAAACCCAGCUUGGCUCUUGUACUAUAUUUGAGGAUAAAUGGGUAGCAUUCAUUAAUCUUGUCUAUUAUUAACAUCUCAGAUAUCAAGAAGUGUGGAGGCAGGAAGCAUGUACAUGUAUCAUGUUCUAAUGAUGAACUUUUUCUCACAUUAUGAACAUCAUUUUGAGUGACUGCAAGAGUAGAUGAAAGAGUGACCAUUAAAAUGCUCUUUAGCUGUUAUAUUUAUCUGGGUGCUAUAUAUGUCAGAAGAUAACUACCCUUUAGCUAACAUUCCAUUUUCAUUUAGAAAAACAUAUUUGGUGAUGGUUUAGAGAGUCAUCUUCACUUCCUAUUUUCAUCUAAAUUACAUAUCCCUGUUCAUGUACUAUGAAAAUUGAGUGCUAAUAUAUUUGUCUAAGUAUGAGUAGGAGACAAUCUCCUUCAAAGAGGCUAACAAAUGAGAGAUUAAAAGAUAUUAACUUUAAUAUACUUUAAGGAAUCAUGAUAAUAUACAGUUACAAAUUCAUUGUGAUGGCUUUACGCAAUGACUAAGUAAUACUUUACUUUACUUUAAUACACGAUGUUGUAGGUCUAAGCCUGUUCAUCGAUUCAGGAUUCUUCCAUGGUUACUGCUAUACGAAUAUAUCUGCUUCUGUUUUAAUACUUGAUUUCAUGUUAAUGUUAUUUUAUUUAUGUAUGAAAAAAAAACACUUAUAUGUGAUCUGUUUUCAAAUUUCUUUCAUAACAUAUCAAUUAUAGUUGGGGAACAGAAUGAUUUAAAUUUAGGCCUUCACAAAACAGUACAAUGAGUAUACCAGGGCCCAGUUUCAUAAAACUCGUUAUCAAUAACAAAUGCUAAAUUUCUAUGCCAAAUCUAUUUUAGUUGCUUAUAAAAGUUAUUGUAACUGAUUAUUGAAAACAAGUUAGAUGAAACAGAGCCCAGUGCUUACUACUUCAGUAAAGAAAAGUGUAGAUAUAUGAUGGUGGUUGCUUUGGUCACCUGUAAAGUGCAAUUUUGCCUUGGAGAGUAUUUAUUCCUUGAAAAUUGUUAUUUGAAACAGUGAGAUGAAUGUAAAUUUAGUACUUAAUGUGACAAGGGAUGUAUGUAUUUAUUUUGAAUAUUUUUGGACAGAUCAAAUGAUGUGCUUGCCGAUCAUGUUUUGAUAGAAAUACUUGUAUUAUUUUAAGUACUUAAACUUUAUUUAUCGGAAUUAUCAUAAUAGACUUGAUUCUUUAGAAACCUGUAGAAUCUACCUGGUCGAUUCUGACAGGAUGUAUACAAAUCAAAUUCUAGUGGAUUUCUUUUUUUCUGUGAGUUUGUGCAUGUAGAAAUGUGUACUUUAGAGAAAUUCAGGUAAUGUAUAGUAUGUAGGUACCGUACAGACUUUGUGAAAUUCCAUAUUUGACAGCCUGAGAAUACUUUGAAAUAAUCUAUGCAUGAUCGUAUCAUUGCCGUUAACCAAGUAAUACUAGUAGUGUUCAUAUUAUUUGCAGCGGACAGUAAACAUUUGUUGGUGAAAAUAACAUAGGGAAUAGAUUGAUUCAAAUUAUGGUGCGUAAUAAGUAAACGUCUCGUAAACAAAGGUCGAUCAUUUUGACUUGUUAUGUCGAGGUACUGGUACCGGUAAUGUGUUUGUGCCCCAGCAUGGCCCUCAUGUCCGAAAGGAAGGCAUUUUAUCUACAUUGCCUCUCUCUACCCACGUGUUAAAUGUCACAGUGGUUGGGUUAGUGUUUAGACACCUGUGAGAUGUGUGCCUCUGAAAUGGCUCACAUCUGGCUGGAAUGCUCUACUAGUCCUUUGGAGUAGCGCCUGCGCACUGAAAGCGCGUAAUCAUAAUAAUCCAAUACAUUGAUCAUGGUAAUAAUACAUUGAUCAUAGUAAUAAAACAUUGAUCAAGGUAAUAAUACAUUGAUCAUGGUAAUAAUACAUUGAUCAUGGUAAUAAUACAUUGAUCAUGGUAAUAAUACAUUGAUCAUGGAAAUAAUACAUUGAUCAUGGUAAUAAUACAUUGAUCAUGGUAAUAAUACAUUGAUCAUGGUAAUAAUACAUUGAUCAUGGUAAUAAUACAUUGAUCAUGGAAAUAAUACAUUGAUCAUGGUAAUAAUACAUUGAUCAUAGUAAUAAUACAUUGAUCAUGGUAAUAAUACAUUGAUCAUGGUAAUAAUACAUUGAUCAUGGAAAUAAUACAUUGUAAGGAGCUUUGAUCACUCGCAUGAAAUUGGAAGUGUGCUGCCUACUUAAACUGGUAGUGUUAUUGCAUUUUAUUUUUGUAUUAUUGUUAGCAUCAUUACCAUUAUCAUACUUGAGUGACUGAUAUUAUUCUAAGAUGGGAUUUCUACCUCUACUUACUGUGAUAUUCAUUUACCAUUUAUUAUUUAUCACACACUUUCGGUGAGAUCAAAUGCGCGAAUAAGGAUGCAACUUUGCACCCAUGUGUUUGUAAUUGCAUUGUGCGUAUUAUUAAUAGAUUGUGGUGUUAAUGUGGAUUAUGUACAUGUGGAUGUUUCAAUCAAUUAUACAUUUCACUUUAAAUCUUUGUAUCUUUGUUUAGCCACUGAAGUGAAAAGAGAUACAACAGGAAUAAUCAUCCAACUUUAUAUUAUAGAAUCUUCUAGGCCUUUUAGAGUAAAACUUUGUCUUGAAUAUCAUAAUACUGGUAGUACUAUUUAAAUUUUUAAGUCUUCCAUAGGUAUCGUAGAAUUUAAUGCAUACAUUUUCCUUUAAGUGAUGCCAGUACAUGUGAAGCAUGAACCUCUUGAUAUUUUCACUCCUAUGUGCCAGUCCUUUAAAUGUUUUAAAUAUAAUGCAAUUUUGAUAACACAUGAAAAUAAUGUACAAAGAUAAGUGAUACAAAGUUUAUUAAAAAUAAAUUACGGAUAUUCAA
This is a messenger RNA of Strongylocentrotus purpuratus (purple sea urchin), 5243 nucleotides long. It is a transcript of the gene slc38a7, whose product is annotated as putative sodium-coupled neutral amino acid transporter 7. Gene Ontology annotation, biological process: amino acid transmembrane transport. The record is from RefSeq and is a predicted model, not a curated record. The transcript is spliced from 8 exons. NCBI's taxonomy places the organism in Eukaryota, Metazoa, Echinodermata, Echinoidea, Camarodonta, Strongylocentrotidae. The coding region runs from base 393 to 1778 and encodes 461 amino acids. Gene Ontology annotation, molecular function: amino acid transmembrane transporter activity.